AUGGGACUACAUUCGGUGUAUGCGGUUGACACCUUCACGGCCGUUAAUCUACUCGCAUUCUCGAAAUGGGCCGGACAAAUCGAGCCUGCCAUUCCCUUUACCGUCUCUCGCUGGAUUUUUGCCGUCUGUAUUAUCAUCUCGUUCGUUCUCUUGGUUUUAAGAUGGAUCCGUGCUAUUCGCGCCAUUCGGUCCGGCAGUAUCUCGCAGAGUUACUUGGACUCCCUCGCGGUGCGCCUCCAGAGUAUUCGUCUAUGGUCCAGUGGCCAUGGAUGGAAGCGAUUCCUCGUCUUUGCGGAGCUCACCAAAAGUAAAAAGGGGGCCGACCUGGAUGAAUGUCCUUAUCGCCGAUGGGCCGCGUCAAGUCGUCAACGCAAUCACGUUGUAUUCAGUCAUGCGCAUGGAUCUGCUUCCCGGUGGGGAGAAUGCGUCCAAGACAGAUGA
Molecule: messenger RNA, 441 nt
Organism: Aspergillus oryzae RIB40
Lineage: Eukaryota; Fungi; Ascomycota; Eurotiomycetes; Eurotiales; Aspergillaceae
Exons: 3
Coding region: 1-441 (146 amino acids)
Biological process (GO): potassium ion transmembrane transport
Cellular component (GO): plasma membrane
Molecular function (GO): potassium ion transmembrane transporter activity
Source: RefSeq, a predicted model, not a curated record